Molecule: messenger RNA, 2304 nt
Organism: Oncorhynchus nerka (sockeye salmon)
Lineage: Eukaryota; Metazoa; Chordata; Actinopteri; Salmoniformes; Salmonidae
Product: TLD domain-containing protein 2-like
Exons: 6
Coding region: 152-919 (255 amino acids)
Biological process (GO): response to oxidative stress
Cellular component (GO): nucleus
Source: RefSeq, a predicted model, not a curated record
UCCAGAGUGACUUACAGGAGGAGCAAGGGCACAUUGACAGAUAUUUCACCUAUUUAGCUCUGGGAUUUGAACCAGCAACCUUUCAGUUACUGGCCCAAUGCUCUUAACCACUAGGCUAGGCUACCUACCUGAUUAACUGAGAAGGGAAUAAAUGUUCAUACAGGGAGACAUUUUCAUUGGAGAAUCACUGAAGAAUAUGGAUAUACUCAAAGCCUUGCGUUACAACCUCUUGGUCAACCGUGUCAGACAGGCCUCACCCUCAUUCCAGCGGAUCAAUAGUAGGGAUGAAGAGAAUCAGGAAAAAGAUUUUGAGAUUGUCGAAGUGGACAGUCUUCAUACACAAAGACGGUGCCUUUCAGACAGGCAGGAUUUAGACUACCUCAGCUCGGAGGACCCAACGAAGCCUGAGCUCACAGACCAAAGCAGCCUCCUUCACAUUGGUCAGCUAUGUCAGCUAAAUGAGCAUCUUCCUGCCCGGCUAGAGCAGUGCCCCUGGUCUCUGGUUUACAGCACCCAGAGACACGGCACCAGCCUGGGCACUCUGUACAAGAGCAUGGGGGGCAUGGACUGCAGCACCAGUACCCUCACUGUCAUCAGAGACAACUGUGGACAGGUGUUUGGUGCAUUUUGUCCUACUACUCUUCGAAUCAGUCUGUCAUACUAUGGAACAGGACACACAUUCCUCUUCUCCUUCUCUCCACAACUCCAGGUUUAUGAAUGGAAGUUUAGUAACUCCUUCUUUGUGAAGGGAAGUCGAGACUACCUGGCAUUUGGUGGAGGAGGGGGUCUCUUUGGCCUGUGGUUAGACGAUGGCCUGAUCCGUGGGCAGAGCCAGAGGUGUGACACAUUUGACAAUGACGUGUUGUCCUCCUCUGACGACUUCCUAAUCAACGACCUGGAGGUUUGGGCCAUCUCCUGAGACAAGGGACUGCAUGCUACUGCUUACUUAAAUGUUAUACAACGAUUGUGACAGUGGAUGGAAUUGAAAAAGACUGUACCUCUCAUCUAAUGAUCCAAAGCGUGGCUCCCUGUGCAAGGUGAUUCAACUCCGUCACCUCAAUAUUUUCCAUUACAAACAGAUAAGGCCCCUAACUCACCAGCUUUAGAAGCAUUGGGAAAACAGAAAUAGAGUACUACUGGCCUCUGGUGUUCAAUGAUUUAGACCGUGUGUAAUAAUCACUCCUCUCUGUUGGCCUUAUUUUCUGCUUGGUAUGUCUGUAUCAUUCUGUGGAGAUUUGGAUUACUUCAGAAAUAUUCUGCUGGGAGUUAAACAAUUAAAGGACAGUCAGAUUAGCACAGUUGACUGGUCAAUCUCAAUCAAUAACACAUGAGAGAAGUUGUCUUUAUUGGCAAAGUGCCCAGUGACCGUUGAUUUACAACUCUAGAGGGCGCCCUUGUCACAGAGCUCCUUUGUCUUGCUCUCUCUCGCUCUGUUUUGCUCUCUCGCUCUCGUUCUAUACAUUACCUUCAGAAAGUAUUUACACCCUUUGACUUUUUCCACAUUUGUGUUACAGCCUGAAUUUAGAAUUGAUUAAAAAAAAAAAAAAAUUAAAUGUCACCAGCCUACAUAUAAUACCGCAUAAUGUCAAAGUGCAAUUAUGCUUUUUGAUUUCUUUUGAUAAAUUACUUACAAAUGUAAAGCUGAAAUGUCUUGAGUCAAUAAGUAUUCAAGCCUUUUAUGGCAAGCCUAAAUAAGUUCAAGAGUAGAAAUGUGCUUAAUAAGUCACAUAAAUUGCAUGGAGUCUUUCUGUGUGCAAUAAUGUUUAACAUUUUUGAAUGACAUCCUCAUCUCUGUACCCCACCUAUACAAUUAUCUGUAAGGUCCCUCAAUCGAGCAGUGAAUUUCAAACAGAUUCAACCACAAAGACCAGGUACUAAAUGGGUUUUUUAAACAGACAUUGAAUAAUAUUUUGAGCACGUGUCAAACUCGUUCCACUGAGAAUUGAGUGUCUGCGGGUUUUCGCUCCUCUCUUGUCUAGGUUUAAAUUUUAAACAAAAACCAGCAGACACUAGGCCCUCCAUGGAAUGAGUUUGACACCCCUACCUUUGAGCAUGGUGAAGUUAUUAAUUACAUUUUGAAUGGUCUAUCGAUACACCCAGUCACAAAGAUACAGCAGUCCUUCCUAACUCAGAUUCUGGAGAGGAAGGAAACCGGUCAGGGAUUUCACCAUGAGUCCAAUGGUGACUUUAAAACAGUUAGAGUUGAAUGGCUGUGAAAGAAGAAAAUGGAGGAUGGUUCAACAACAUUGUACUCCACAAUACUAACCUAAUUGACAGAGUGAAAAGAAGGAAGCCUGUACAGAA